UUUACUGUAUAAAAAGAAGGGUACAUAUCCUUGAAAUUAAAUGAUUCUACGCCCACCAACCUUAGUCUAUUCAUAAUACACUAGCUAGAUCUGCAUUUCAUUUCACACCUUACAGCCAUGGAAGCUCUCCUCUCCCAAUUUACCUUUCUCUCAGAUCAAGCCUUGCAGGACAAGAACUUUGAUCCCUCAACGAUAGAGGAUCUAAUGAAGCUUUUUGAGAUAGAAGCUUACAAGUCAUGGGCAGCAAUGGAACUUGAGCAAGAAAAUGAAGUGAAAGAAGCACAAGUAGCUAUGCGAGAUGCUGAGAACUAUCUUGAUUCUGUGAUGGAAGAAGCUAUGGAUGAAUUUCGUCAAUUCGAAGAGGAAAUGGAAAGGAUGGCAAAGGAAGAACUUGAAAGCUUAGAAAAGAGUGCUGAGACUGAAAGAAAGAUGGGAAAAUUAAUGGAAAAAGCUGCAACUAUUGCUUCUAAGAGGUAUAUUGAAGCUGCCCUUAAUUCUGCUACUGCUUCCAUGAAAUCUGCUUGGAAGGGACUUUCCUCUAACAAGGUUCAUCCUUCUUGAGAGAUCCAUAAUUUUAUUUUAUUUUUUUUUUAAUUUUCCUUUUUAAUUUCUUUCCCUAAUCAUGAAAGAGCCUCUAGAGUCUAGAGCGUUCUUUUUCAUUGUAAUAGUUGUUCUUUAUUUGAGUUUCUUGUUAAAGUAA
Molecule: messenger RNA, 700 nt
Organism: Hevea brasiliensis (rubber tree)
Lineage: Eukaryota; Viridiplantae; Streptophyta; Magnoliopsida; Malpighiales; Euphorbiaceae
Exons: 1
Coding region: 118-561 (147 amino acids)
Source: RefSeq, a predicted model, not a curated record